Molecule: messenger RNA, 914 nt
Organism: Lucilia cuprina (Australian sheep blowfly)
Lineage: Eukaryota; Metazoa; Arthropoda; Insecta; Diptera; Calliphoridae
Exons: 1
Coding region: 243-914 (223 amino acids)
Biological process (GO): G protein-coupled receptor signaling pathway
Cellular component (GO): membrane
Molecular function (GO): G protein-coupled receptor activity
Source: RefSeq, a predicted model, not a curated record
ACAUUCACACGCAUACUGCGUUACAUGCAAUAUAAACAAAAUAAAACAGGAAAAAAGUAAGAGAAGAAACAGCAAGUGUAACGGUUUUUUUUUUGGCAUGUCAAACCAAAAGAACUGACAAAUAUGAAAAACAGUUGAUUGACAGUCUUCAGCAGGUGAAGUUUGAACGCAAAAAAGCCAACAGAAAAAGUUAUUAAACGGGAAAAGGAAACGGAAAAUAUCUAGAACUACAGCCUAGAAGUAUGCAAUGUAUAGAAAGUACAAAGUCUUAUUACAACAAUACAUCGUCAGCACUAUUAGCCUCUAUAUUAGCCACCAGCACUAACAACAACUCCUUCAACUCUGAGGAAGCCUCAAACUCACACACCUUUAGCCAAGAAUCGGGCGAAAUAACAGAAUGUGUGUGGCGUCGUAGUGAGUUAUCAGCUUUGGAAUUUGUUAUUUAUGCUUUUGUGGUGCCUUCGUUGGCAUUUUUUGGUUUAUGUGCCAACUUUAUAAAUGCCAUUGUCUUUAUGAGACCCAAAAUGACACCGUCAGCCUUUAGUUAUUUGGCUGCUCUCUCUUGGCUCGACUGUAUAUCGUGUAUGCUAAUAACCCUGACAGCUUUUUCACGCAGUUUUCUCUAUUCGAGCACAUUUUGGAUGGCCUAUGAUUUUCAGUGGCAAACCCCUUUGUUUGGCAUAACCACCGGAGCAGCAAAUCUCAUAUUGGCCUGUGUUAGUUUAGAUCGUUUUAUUUAUUUGCAUUGGGGCAUACCGAAUGGCACACCUAAGUUUUGUAGACGUUUCGUGGCUAGAAGAAUGAUUUUUGCUGUGAUUUUAUUGGCGAUUAUAGUGAAUGUGCCCUAUUUUUGUGUAUUUGUGGUAAAUGAUGAUGGAACAUUUGAAACAACGGCAUUUUACUUUUCAAAGUGA